Molecule: messenger RNA, 464 nt
Organism: Calliphora vicina (urban bluebottle blowfly)
Lineage: Eukaryota; Metazoa; Arthropoda; Insecta; Diptera; Calliphoridae
Gene: Sdhaf3
Product: Succinate dehydrogenase assembly factor 3
Exons: 3
Coding region: 59-442 (127 amino acids)
Biological process (GO): mitochondrial respiratory chain complex II assembly; succinate metabolic process
Cellular component (GO): mitochondrial intermembrane space; mitochondrion
Source: RefSeq, a predicted model, not a curated record
AACAAAUUACGUGAAUUUAGUUAAAAUAUAGUAAAUUGUUAAUAAAACAACUAACAUUAUGUCCAAAAUUAUUGUAAAUCAAUUGUCGCACCCACAAAAAGUACGUAUACUAUACAAAACAGUAUUGAGACUACACAGAGGUCUACCAGAUGAAUUACGCGAACUGGGAGAUAAAUACGUGAAAGAUGAGUUCCGGCGACAUUUAAAAUGCACACCAAUGGAGGCACAACUAUUUAUGACUGAAUGGGCGAAAUACGCUGUGACGAUAAGUCAACAAUUAGGUUUAAGAGGUAAACCUAAAGGCACUAUAGGCGAUGAAUUGGAUGCACAAACUGUGGAAAUGUUAAAGGAUGACCAGGCAGUGCAGCUUUACGAACUAAUGUUAGCCGCUAAAGGCAUAGAGGGUGAUGUUAUAACACCCGAUGAUAUUAAAAACAAAUAAAGUUUUAAUUACAUUUUAUAUA